AUGACCGACUCCCAUCCAUCUUCACCCAAUAUGAGUGAGCAGAAAACCAACGAGGUUUUGAAGAAUAUCAAAAAUAAACAGCGCAGGCAGAAAGUGUUUGCUGCGCUUCAAGCAGAAAAAUCCAAGGAGAGACACAAGGCUCGUGCAGCAAGAGCAAAGGAAGAACGUCUGAAUCCACAGCUUAGAGAGGAACGUCUAGCAGCCAAUGUACCGGAGACCAUUGAAUCGAAACGAGUUUUCGAUGAAACCAUUGCCGCAGAAGUGGAAGGAGAAGAUGAGUUUUUUGAGUUGUUCAACCGCACCCAGAGAGACCCAAAGGUGCUCAUCACCACCAAUGUCAAUGCCAAGAAGGCUGCGUACGAGUUUGCAGACAUCUUGACGGAGUUUGUGCCCAACGUGACGUUUGUCAAGAGAAAGAGAGAAUACAACAUGAAGGAGAUGGCCAAGUAUUGUACCAACAGAGACUUUACUGAUCUUAUAGUGAUCAAUGAGGACAAGAAGAAGGUCAACGGCCUAACAUUCAUCCACUUGCCUGAGGGGCCUACGUUCUACUUUUCCGUGACAUCGUUGGUGACUACUGACCGGAUCCGUGGGCACGGAAGAGCCACGUCGCACAUUCCUGAGCUUGUGCUCAACAACUUCAACACGAGGUUGGGUAAGACUGUGGGCAGGUUGUUCCAGGCAAUUUUCCCUGCGCAGCCGGAGAUUCAGGGUAGGCAGGUACUCACGCUCCACAACCAACGUGACUACAUUUUUUUCAGAAGACAUCGUUAUGUAUUUAAGAACGAAGAAAAGGUGGGGCUCCAAGAGUUGGGUCCACAGUUUACGUUGAAGUUGAGACGGUUGCAGAAGGGCAUCAAGGAUGAGAUCGAAUGGGAGCAUCGUCCAGACAUGGAGAGAGACAAGAGAAAGUUUUACCUUUGA
Messenger RNA from Sungouiella intermedia, 924 nucleotides. NCBI's taxonomy places the organism in Eukaryota, Fungi, Ascomycota, Pichiomycetes, Serinales, Metschnikowiaceae. The record is from the annotation of a GenBank genome assembly.